This is a messenger RNA of Gigantopelta aegis, 3032 nucleotides long. RefSeq names its product myophilin-like. Gene Ontology annotation, molecular function: protein binding. The record is from RefSeq and is a predicted model, not a curated record. The coding region runs from base 80 to 805 and encodes 241 amino acids. The transcript is spliced from 6 exons. NCBI's taxonomy places the organism in Eukaryota, Metazoa, Mollusca, Gastropoda, Neomphalida, Peltospiridae.
AUUAAACAGCAGUUGAUUAGUUGAUCGGUCAAAACACGUGUAUGGUGUCAACAAACAUCACUGUCUUUUUACCAAAGAUAUGGCAAAUAGAGGCCCAGUAUACGGUUUGAGUCGUGAAUGUCAGUUGAAGACAAAAGAGAAGUUUAACCUUGACCGUGCCAGGGAAGCCGUAGGGUGGAUAGAGGAGGUCACCGGACUCAGUCUGACGCCAAGUCGAGGCAAGAUUCAGGAUGAAUACGACGUGGCGGAGGUCCUCAAGGAUGGAACAGCUCUCUGUGAGUUGAUGAACAAAAUUAAUCCUGGAGCAAUAAAAAGGUAUCACAAACAGAAGACAACAUUUAAACAGAUGGAAAAUAUUGAAUUGUUCAUCAAUGCAUGUCUGAACUACAACAUGAACAAAGUUGACAUAUUCCAAACUCUUGAUCUGUACGAGGCCAAAUCCAUGUACUCGGUUGUGAAUGCCAUUCAUGCUUUAGGAUCACUGGCUAAGAAAAAUGGCUACUCUGGUCCAACAAUUGGUGUCAAACUUGCUGACAAGAAGGAGAGGAAAUUCACCGAGGAGCAGAUAGCAGAAGGUAACCGAGUGAUCGGUCUGCAGUAUGGGACCAACAAAGUGGCAUCUCAAGCUGGGAUGACCCCGUACGGUCUGCCCCGACAGAUCCUGCCCAGUCAGACAAGCGUGGAGGAGAGGACGAGUGUGGAGGAGAGGACGAUGCUAGAGUCACAGACGAAGCAGGACAACGUGGAUGAAAAUGGUCUCGACAACCAUGUGGACGAUGCUGUAGACUCCCACGAUAAUACUUAGUUCACAGCUGAUACAUUUAAGUUUAUAGGAUAUGAAAAUGUUAACAUUGUUUGCUGUAGCAGUGUUCUCACUGGGUUAAAAUUAAAGGGUGUGUGACCCCCACACCCACCCACCCAACUAUUUUGAUAACCAUGUGGCUGAUGGUGUAGUCUUCAACAAUAAUACUUAGUUCAUGGCUGAUACAUUUAAGUUUUCAGACUAUGAAAAUGUUAAUAUUGUUUGUUGUAACAGUGUUCUCGUUGGGUGAAAAUUAAAGGGUGAUGUGAUUGCCACCACUCCCUUCAUAGUGUUAAAAUAAGAUUGUUCAUUUUGAAAUAGCAGGGUGGGUAGAAAUGAAGGUGAAUGUGAUAAAAUAUAAUAAGGUAUGGAAAAAUAAAGUGGGGUGCAAAACUAAUAAAGCGAGGCAGUAAAAUGUGAAAGGGGGUGGCACCCACCUAUUAUAAACUAGCAAAAAAACCUAUAACAAUACAAAAUCCAUCAUUUUAAAAAAAUAAUUAAAACAGAUAUUAAAAACUAUGGCUCCCUUUGUUUUUUUAAUACAUUAGAAAAUAUGGUUACCCAGAAAAAAAAUCCACAGGAUUAAAGGUCUUGUCUAGCUAUGUAUUUUAAAAAAAUAAUAAUAACUAAUCUAUGACUAAAGGUUUUACUAAAGUGGGAUUAUAGUUCAUAAAAAAAACAAUUAAUUAAUGUAGAGCUACACCAAAACCUCACCAUCAGACUUUAUUGAGAUGAGACUAAUUUUUUUUUUUUACAAUAACUCAUUUAAAACAAAAUAUUGACUUGUUUUAAUUUUUAACCCCGACUUGUUUUCUUCUUCCUUUAGUAUAGUUAAUGAGCUGCCCAAUUUUAAGGUUGGCCUGAGUAUUAAUUUUAAAAUACUUUUAGGUUGGCCUUGAUAUUUUAAAAUACUUUUAGGUUGGCCUUGAUAUUUUAAAAUACUUUUAGGUUGGCCUUGAUAUUUUAAAAUACUUUUAGGUUGGCCUUGAUAUUUUAAAAUACUUUUAGGUUGGCCUUGAUAUUUUAAAAUACUUUUAGGUUGGCCUUGGUAUUAAUUUUUAAAUAUUUGUAGGUUGAUCUUGGUAUUACGUUUUAAAGGUCUACAUUUAUCAAAAACGUAAUUCACUAUUGUUUGGUAUCUACGUAUACCUUUUACAAUAUAUAUGAAGUAUCAAUAAAAUAAAUUUUUAAAAAUUUACCCGUUUUUAAUAUAUUCGCAAUAAAAAGUCGCGUUUUUCCCAUUGCUUGCCAAAAAGCCUCUGGACUCCAAGAGUCAAGUCACAUGCUAACUGGCAUAACAUUCGCAGCCUUUCGGUCAUUUUACAUGGAAGUGGAACACGUGUAUUUUUAAAACGCAAAAAUUUUAUUCUAUUGAAUUGAAUUGUAUGUUUGGAAUAUUAUUUUGAAGAUAUCUUUCAAAUGUGAAACAUGGUGAACCAUUGUUCAUUGUAUGGAUGUACAAAAGCUGCAGUUAAAGGCAAAAAAAGUUAGCAUAUUUUUCCGAAAGACAAACCGACAUUGUUUGCACGAAAGCAGUGCUUAAACCGAACACGUGCAUAUUGGAAAGGACCGUCCAGAUGGGAUUCGAUUUGCAGUGACCACUUCACACCUGGGGAUUACGACAAUUAUCUAAGAUGGUUGAUGGGGAUGGUACCGAAACUUUUGUUAAAGAACUUGUCUGUUCCAAGCCUGUAUCCCCCCUGUUCAGCCUAUUUGCAGCCUGGAGCCCGAAUGUCACCCGGAGACAAAAACAAAGCCCGAAUAUUUGGCACAAAGAUACACUUCAACACGAUGCAUUUAUAUAUUUUAAAAAAAAAAAUGUAGGAAAAAUAUUUUUAGACAAAAAUUGCAUUUUUCAUGUUCGGGCUGUACAUAACGAUAUCCCGAACAUCGCCAGAAAACAAAAACAGAUAGGCCUAUCGAAUGUUAAUGCGAUUUUUUCUAAAACAUAUUUUUUCUACAUUUAUUGUUUUAACAUAUACAGUCAGACCUCGGUACAACGACCAUCGUUACUGCGACAUUUACACCAUCUGACCAAAAAUUGUUGGGAACAAAUGUACAUCAGUGUUAUUCUGUUCAUUACAACGGAAUUCACAUCUUCCGAUACCAACACCGACAGAGCAAAUUAGGAACAAACGUGCAUCUGAUGUCUGAAAACACCUCUUUACAACGACAUUACAUAAUCACAGAUACCAUAGCAUAUUGGCAGUACACACACAACCACUUAGAU